Molecule: messenger RNA, 909 nt
Organism: Pungitius pungitius (ninespine stickleback)
Lineage: Eukaryota; Metazoa; Chordata; Actinopteri; Perciformes; Gasterosteidae
Product: growth arrest and DNA damage-inducible protein GADD45 gamma-like
Exons: 3
Coding region: 43-462 (139 amino acids)
Biological process (GO): regulation of cell cycle
Cellular component (GO): cytoplasm; nucleus
Source: RefSeq, a predicted model, not a curated record
CUGGACUUUCUGAUCAGCUGAACUCAAAGCCCAACUUUCACCAUGCAGACUCCCGGGAAAUCUCUGAAGGAAGCUCUGCUCUGUGCUCGGAGCGAGGAUCGACUCACUGUUGGAGUGUACGAGAGCGCUAAAAUUAUGACAGACGACCCAGACAGUGUGUCUUUCUGCGUCCUGGCCAUGGACGAGGACUUCCAGUGUGACAUCGCCCUGCAGAUCCACUUCACCCUCAUCCAGUCCUUCUGCUUCGACAACGACAUCAGCAUCGUCAGAGUGAGCGACGUGCAGCGUAUGGCUGAGAUUGUCGGUGACAAGGCGCAGCUGGAAGACGCUCACUGUGUCCUCAUCACGAACCCAGCCGAAGGGUCUUGGGAGGACCCCGCUCUGGAGAAGCUGCACCUGUUCUGCGAGGAGAGCCGCAGUGUGAACGACUGGGUUCCUGAGAUCCUCCUCCCCGAGCGCUGAUCGGGGGCCUCAGGCUCCUCUCUCGCUCAGAGGCUGUGAAGCUUCUUAUCUGGGAAUAUUCAUCCUAAUGAACAGGAUGACCCUGUUUCUGCUCAUCCCUGGAUCCUCCUGAGGAGGGUUUACCGUCCAGGCAGCACGGCGCCGGGCCCGAGGAGGCCCCGCCCCCCGUGACCCGUCGCCUCUUGUCCCGUCCAUGCCAAGAUGGCUCUCAUUCUUUAUGUGAAUGAGGUCAGGUAUGCAGCAAGAGCGACACGUCGACCCUCAUUCUUUGUGCGGAUGAGGUUUGGAGAGGAAGGAGAUGCGAGUUGUGCGUCCUGUGGCCCCACAGAGCGACCGUCGCACGUUGAAGCACGCGCAGCAGGAGAAGAAGCGGUGCUGAGGAAGAGGCCUUCUUAAAAAGAGACUUUUUUAACGAUGUCCUCUUUGCUGAGCAACAUGACAACAGUU